UGCUCCUGGUACCUGGAGCUGCCAAGCACCCCGGCGAUGGGGCGCCCCGGGGGCUGUGCGCCAGGCUGGGAGUAUCCUUGGGGGGCGGGGCGAGGGGGCUUCCGGGGCGGCAGCCACCUGGCCCGGCUCCGGCCCCGCCCGCGUCAGCUCUGCGCGGUGAUUCACUCCCUCCUUCGCCCCGGGGCCCCCUUCCCGGCCAGACGGCGGGCAAGACAGCUGGGUGUACAGCGUCCUCGAAACCACGAGCAAGCGAGCAGAUCUUCCGAGGCACCAGGGACUCCAGCCCAUGCCAUGGCGGAUUCUGAGCGCCCCUCGGCCCCUGGCUGCUGGGCCGCCUGCACCAACUUCUCGCGCACUCGAAAGGGAAUCCUCCUGUUUGCUGAGAUUAUAUUAUGCCUGGUGAUCCUGAUCUGCUUCAGUGCCUCUACACCAGGCUACUCCUCCCUGUCGGUGGUUGAGAUGAUCCUUGCUGCUAUUUUCUUUGUUGUCUACAUGUGUGACCUGCACACCAAGAUACCAUUCAUCAACUGGCCCUGGAGUGAUUUCUUCCGAACCCUCAUAGCGGCAGUCCUCUACCUGAUCACCUCCAUUGUUGUCCUUGUUGAGAGAGGAAACCACUCCAAAAUCGUCGCAGGGGUACUGGGCCUAAUCGCUACGUGCCUCUUUGGCUAUGAUGCCUAUGUCACCUUCCCCUUUCGGCAGCCAAGACAUAUAGCAGCCCCCACUGACCCCGCAGAUGGCCCGGUGUAGGCGAACUCCCCUCAUUUCUCUCUGCAAUCUGCAAAUAACUGCUCCAUUGAAAUAACUCCUCCCCACCCCAACAACAACAUUCCCAGCCGACCAACUCCCACCCUCUCAUUGAGGUAAAAGUGCCUUUAUUGGGAGACUUUUGUCUUCCAGUCUGCCAAUCAACCCUCCUGGGUGUGGCCACCAUAUACGUGUGCCUAGGUCCUCCUGCACGAUCCAAUAGGAGACACCAGUUCUGACUGAACCAUGUCCCCACCUAAGUCACAAAAUGAGGGAAGUGGGGAGUUACAUUUCAGAGUCCAGGCCCUAGGUUGGGACCCACUCCAAAUAAUCUCCUUGGUGUGGGUGGUGGUUCUGUAGAGGGAAAAAUAAAUAAUAAACAUUGUUAAAAUAUA
This is a messenger RNA of Symphalangus syndactylus (siamang), 1142 nucleotides long. It is a transcript of the gene PLP2, whose product is annotated as proteolipid protein 2. The record is from RefSeq and is a predicted model, not a curated record. Lineage: Eukaryota; Metazoa; Chordata; Mammalia; Primates; Hylobatidae. Gene Ontology annotation, cellular component: membrane.